ACGCGAGAAACUGCAGCACCUCGGACAAUUCCUCACCCGCCCCGCCCUCAGGGAAUGAUUGACAUCUGGGCAUCCGAUAUCUCACGAGCGGCACCAGCUACAUCCAAUCAACGGAAGAUCUGGGACUUGCAGUCGUUGCCCGUGGAUACAACAGGGGGAGCUUCAAAGCGGUUGUUUACAGUUGCGAGCGGCAGUCUGACCGGACGGAGGCAUCGGCAUAUUCCCGCAGAUGGGCUAAAGACGAACCAUCUGGGAAGCGCAUGGACAGUUAUCUUCAGCACAACUAAAGGAAAAAAAAUCCAACUCCAGGUUAUGUUGCAGAUGCUUACCGACAGCUAAUAGAAUCACUGGGUUCUUUUCCUUGUACGACUGGUGCGCAUUUUGCCUGGGUUGCUUUAGGACAACAGCUGGAUCUAACAUUCUCUUACAACUGACAAGCUUUUUGUCGGACCAAACUCACUGGGCAAGAUGGAUAACGAAAAGUACUUGCCAGAACUGAUGGCGGAGAAGGAUUCUCUGGACCCGUCCUUCCAGCACUCAUUGCGUCUUCUUGAUCAAGAAAUUGAAAAGAUUCAGAAAGAUGAAGACAAAGAGGAUGAGAAGUUCAUCGAUGUGGUCAUCAACAAGAACAUGAAACUGGGACAGAAGAUUUUGAUCCCUGUAAAACAGUUUCCCAAAUUUAAUUUUGUGGGUAAACUCCUGGGCCCUCGAGGGAACUCAUUAAAGAGACUACAAGAGGACACGCUGACCAAGAUGUCCAUCCUCGGCAAGGGAUCCAUGAGAGACAAAGAAAAGGAAGAAGAACUGCGAAAGAGCGGAGAGGCGAAGUAUAAUCACCUUAACGAAGAUCUUCACGUGCUGAUCGAGGUGUUCGCUCCCCCCGCCGAAGCGUACGCGAGAAUGGGUCACGCUCUGGAGGAGAUCAAAAAAUUCCUAAUCCCGGACUAUAAUGAUGAGAUCAGACAGGCUCAGCUACAGGAGCUGACGUAUCUGAACGGCGGCUCGGAGGACGCCAAAGUCCCGGCUGCGAGAGGCAAAACCAGCACACGAGCCAGAGGAACACCAGCGCCGGGACCGCUCAGGAGUAGAGGGGGGGUUCCUCCGCCUCAGGCUGCAGUUCCCCGGGGGGUGGCGCCCAGAGGAGCUCCGCCCAGCAGGGUCCCGUCCAGCAGAGGGAGGGGGGUUCCCUCACAGAGAGCACGAGGAGCUCCGCCCCCACCUGGGUACAGACCUCCUCCUCCAACCGUGCAGGAUGCCUACGGUGAAUACGAAUACGAUGAUGGAUAUGGAACGGCCUACGAUGACCAGGGAUAUGACUCGUACGACAACAACUACAGCAAUCAGGCGCUGAACUCAGAGGAUUAUUAUGAAUACAGCCAUGGUAUCAGUGCAGAAUCAUAUGACUCUUACGGCCCGGAGGAAUGGGCAAACAACCGCAACAAGGCGCCACCAGCAAGGACAAGCAAAGGAGUGUACAGAGAGCAGCCGUAUUCCCGGUUCUGACCAGCUACAAUCCUUCGUGUGCCCUCCCAAGUAAUGGAUUUUCUAUGGACUCUAUUUCCUUUUUUGCAAAUAAAAUCAACCAAAACGACAAAAAUAGAAAGUUGAAGAAGUUGAUGGGUAAAACUGACAUGGAAGAGACCCCCACAAACGGAAUAUUACGGGAUCACCGGAUUAUGUAGUUUAAAUCAGAGAACCAAUCAGAAUUCAAAUAGACUCACUUAUGUCGGAGGGAGGCGGGCACUAGCAGUUGGGGGCGGAGUUAUAUGAGGUGUACGAUGUUUAGAUUUAGCAGGUCAGUUUUUUGUAGAUACUUUUUUUUUUUGAUGGGUGAUCAGCUUCAAUGUGUCCCUUGUAAAUUUGACCUUUAAUGAAAAUUAAGUAGGAAAAAAGUCAAAGAAAAUCUCAGUGCACCUGUUGUUUUUCUUCUUUUCUCUUUUCUAAAUGGAAGGUUCUUCAGCGUUAAAGGGCUUAUAGGAGCAUGUCGUAAGAAAAAAACAAACUUUGUGCAGUUUCAGUUGCGAUGAGAAAAGCCUGCAUAGUUUUGUCUGGUUUUUGUGUUGAGCGUUUAAACCCUUUAAUGAGCUCUGUGGUAAUAGGUGUUUUCUCCCAGUGAGCGAUCUACUUUUAGACCUUCUCAGGAGCGUCUAAAUCAACAUUUUUUUA
This is a messenger RNA of Rhinichthys klamathensis goyatoka, 2166 nucleotides long. It is a transcript of the gene khdrbs3, whose product is annotated as KH domain containing, RNA binding, signal transduction associated 3. Bases 469 to 1503 code for a protein of 344 amino acids. Gene Ontology annotation, biological process: regulation of alternative mRNA splicing, via spliceosome. NCBI's taxonomy places the organism in Eukaryota, Metazoa, Chordata, Actinopteri, Cypriniformes, Leuciscidae. Gene Ontology annotation, molecular function: mRNA binding. The transcript has 9 exons. The record is from RefSeq and is a predicted model, not a curated record. Gene Ontology annotation, cellular component: nucleus.